CUCCACCCCCCUCUUUCUCUCUCUCUCUCUCUCUCUCUCUCUUCUUCUGUCUGUGAUUCAAUUUCUUCUUUCCACACAUCCUUCUCUCUCCACUUCAUUUAAAGGGGGUUUAAAGCACAUUGACUUCAUAGAUUUUAAAACCAAACCUGCAUUUUCUUUCUCCCAAAUAUAGUGCAUGGUUACUCGGAAAUUCCACUUCUUUCCCGGGAAACCGGUUAGAAGGAUACAGAGUUUUGGUGUAAUAUUGACAUUCGUCUGUGAUGGAAGGCAGGCGUUAGAGCAAAGCUUGUGCUCCCCAAUGGUCCCUCUGUCUGAGGAAGUUAUCUGCCGAAUGGCGCAACGGACAUAGGAGAGCGUUUCGUCCAGCACAGCGUGCAAGUGGAACAUCAAGCUAAGAGUCCAGGAAGCUAACUUUUCUCCUUCCAACAUGCCUCCUUGGCAAAUGCUAGAUUCCGAGUCUGACAAAUAGCCCAAGAUUGCGUCCCAUCCAGGCUCUCAGCACUUGGACCCAUCAGUCCAAAAGUGAUGGAGGUUCCUGACUGGAAGGUCUAUCUUCUGGAGCGAAAAAGAAAGGAUGAGGAAGAGAUGAAAAGGAGAGAGAGGGAGGAAGAGGAUCGCCUUGCCAAGAUGCCUGCCUGGAAGAGAGAGAUUAUUUUACGAAGAAAGGCCAAAGCUGAAGCUUCCAUGUUGGAGAACAAACUUGAGAUGGAAGCUGGGGAAGAGGAGGAGAGAGAGAAGGUAGGUGGUGGUGGAGGAGCAACAGAAGAAAAAGAAAGCCGGGUGCUGAGGGAAAAUAUUGGGCCAGUUCAGCAAAAUCCAUUUAUCCAACAGGAGAAGCAGAGGAAGAUCCCAGAGUACUCCAGUACAAGAUCAAAGCCUUCCAUAGAGCAAACAGUCCACCGCAUUGCAAGGGUUGAGGACAUAGUCAGAGAUCCACAUCCACCAAACGAGGUAAAGGAACAACAGGGGCCUCCAGAGGACCACCAGUCUCCUUCAGUGGAAGGUAAAGGCAGGGUGAGCAGGCUGCUUAGCCGUUUUGGAGGUUCAAGAACGGAAGAUGAGAAUAGUGACCCUUGUUUACAGUGGAUCAAUGGGGAAGUAGAUGGGACGACAAAGACAUUAUUGUCCACUCCUCAUGUAGUGGUUGAUUCUGAGAACCAGGCCUCAUCCUCUGUUGCUAACCCUACUCCGCCUCCUCCUUCCUGCCUUCAAGCUGCCACGGGAAGCCAGGCUUUAACUCAGGAAACCACUCUCUCCUCCCACGUCCCCUCAUCCUCUUCCUGUGUUGACUCUGAGCCAGUUGAGCUCUCGACCUGUAUGGCCCCCACAGCCAUGAGUGGGUUCAGCAUCAGGCCUAGACUGUUGGAAGAAGUCAGGUCUUUUCCUUUUCAAUUGCGACCAGCAUCUCCUGCCAGAAAUUUAAAACUGACUACCCAGGUUUCACCUGCCGCAACGAAGCCCGAAACCUAUAAGCUUAGCACUGGAAAAACAGAGGAUGAUGGACAACGUGGGCUCAGUCCUUCCAGGGUCAAUUGCAAUUUCCAGAACAUAAAAAAAGGGACAGGGGAGAACCAGGCUGUGCAGAGGAGGAUAGGCAAUACCAUUACAGUCAACCCACGUAAAGUAGCGGUCUGUGAGAAUGGGUUUGGUGCUACAGAGACUAAAAGCCCAGCCACCAGGCCAGAGUCUGGCAAGAAGCGGUAUCCAACAGUAGACGAGAUCAAAGUAAUUGGGGGAUACCUGGCUUUGUCUAGGUCCUGCAUGGCCAAACACACUCGGGACAAGAAGAAGCUGAACAUCUCUUUUCCUGAGGCGGAACUUGAGCGCACCUUUGAAUAUCCUUCGGAGAGCUCUCUGCUUGCAGAGUACGGGCCGUCAGAGGAGCCGGACACCUCAUUCCCUUCACUCAGUCAGUCUGAGGAUGACGAAGAAGAGGAAAGUGCUCUGUUGGAGGGCAUACUGAGAAGGAAAGCUCUCAUAGUCGAUGAGUCCUGCAAACGCUGAGGAGGAAACAAGGCGCAUUUUGGGUACAAAGCAUCAGACACCUUUGGAUCCCUGGUAUUUGGCCAUUGGAACUAGCUAUGUUUACCAGUGACAACCAGCUCGCCCAGACUAGUUUACCAGUGGCGCUCAUAGCCGUCACCAACGCAGCUAAGGGGUGGAACGGAUCUACAGAUAUAUGGUUGCUUCUGCACUUGGACCAAUGUCGCUAGUGGGACUAGUGAUGGCUUUGGUACUGAUUAAAUAAUUUAGUGUUCCAGUGGAACCAGCAACAGUUGCCAUUAAGACUCAUGAAACCCAUCAUGGUAGAACUCCAUCUUGUUUGCUUAGGUUGACCUAAUUGCUUAUUUACUUGUGAAUCUUAUCAAGUCCUUUUCUUUUUUACAGUGGAACUAACACCAAUGACCAGUCCCUGUAAAACAUACACAGUGGUGAGACUAGUUUUAGCCAUACAUUGUUAUUAAAAAAAAAAAAGAAAUUGGUUCAUAGUGACAGUAUUUAUACAAACUCGCACAAUUCAUUCAGCCUGGUGUCCAAGUUGGCACACUGGCUGAGUGUGAUCUAUCUCGUCACAAGCAUGCCACUCAGUAGCCAUGAGUAGUACUAGUUACUGCUGAAAACCACUAGUAAACCAUUCAUCUAAAUUAUAUUAUUUAGCAUGCUCGUUACUAUUGGCAAUUAAAUCACUUGCCAUUUUCUAGUUACUUGGACCAAGCUUCUUGCCGCUAAACAAGCUGCCCGGUAAUGUUUUUAAUAUUAGUGAUAAAUCAGGAAUAUUGCUUAGACAACUAGUUAGAGAUACUUGUAGAUUCCUACGUCAUGCCCCGGUUAAAAAAGAAAAGAAAAAUUUGGGUUGGUGAUCAUCAGAAAACAGCCGCUGAACGGUGAGGGAGACUUUGGCUCGGGAUCAUUACAGUUCCUGGUGAGGGCACACUGGUUUAAACUAAUUCUGAAUUGCUAGUUAUUAUUAUUACCGGCAAGUAUUUCUUUAAACUGCUUAUGUCAUUAUUUUGAGGGGGGGUUUUAUAUAUAUUUUUAAUAUUUUUGUAUUUUUCUAAAGGAACUGUUUAUGAAGAAAAACAAAUUGCUGUCCAGGCUUUAAGAUACACUUGAGUGCCAAUCCCUGUGUUCUGAUUGGUUGCAGGGAAAACAUGUCAUACUGUACUACCGUGACCUUUGUCGCUCCAGCCACGUUGAAUGUUUUGCUAUAUUUUGUACUCUGUUUAUUUUUUGUUCUUUUUUUUACAUUUUAUUUUAUUUUAUACUCGUAUUGGUGGAAAAUGACAUAUGCGGUAGAGUAGUUAUGGACCCACAGUCUACACGUAAUGGAGACGGCAGUUUUGACGGACUAAAUAGAUGCUCACAAGGAAGCGGUCUAAUGAUUCAUGAGGAACUUGUCACCUCACUGAGGCACGAAGCUCUUGAACUGAAAUUGGCCACAAGAUGGCUGUCGCCACAGUGUGUAGCUGACUGGCCCGUUUUAAACUUCAGGAAAGGGGGAAACUUUUUUCUGGGCUCACUGGACAUCGUAAUACUCCAGCAGAGGCAAGUCUGCUUUCAUAAUGCACUGUGUUUUGCACUUAAUUUUGAAUAUUUUAAUAUAUGUGUGUGUAUGUUAUCUCGUUUGUAUUUCUUUGAUGGAAAUUAAUCCAAAUCGGGAUAAGAUGGAAGCAGCAUCUCUUAAAAUGUGCAUGCUGUAAAAUAUAGCAUUCAGAGUGACUGAAGCAACGUUUGUCUAUGUGUUGAUUACUCAGUAUCACUAUAGAGAGCAGCAUGAUCAUUGGUGGGUAGGUUUUCGGAAUCAUCAUAUAGUGGGGCGUUGUCGGUGUGUAGGUUGUAAUAGAUGGUCAUACUCCACAAUGAUAUAGAUUACAGCAUGCCGUUUCUCCAGGUGUAUCUUUGUAUGUUUCUUUAAUGAAUGUAACUUGGCAGUAUGUGGACAGCAGUGAAGCGUUCAAGGAGAACAGUGUUCGGUCUUGACCCAAUUUUAAUAUCAUGAAUAUAUCCAUAGACAGGAUUUAUCCCAAAGCUGAAAAAAAAAAUAUAUAUAUAUAUAUAUAUAUCUAUAUAUAUAUAUAUAUAUAUAUAUAUAUUCCAGCAUAACUAAUAUUUUAAUUUAAACUUCUUAUUGCAUAACUUCCCUGCCUAGGCCGCAUUGUCCAUUGCUUGGAUCCUGGUGGGAAUAGUAGGAUUGUGCCACUGUGAAUUGUGUCAUUGUGGUGCAGUGCCCUACUUCUCAGUGCCGCAAAUUGUACCAUGACGCGUUUCACCAUGAAUCCUGAAGAUUAAGACCCUAUUACGCUUGCUUUACUGGAGAAGUGGGUAGGAUCCGAGAGGCUGGUCUACUAUCCUGAGAUGUUAGGGGGAGCUCCCUGAAAUUCGGGAGUUUCACAGACAUUCCAGGAGAGUAGCCACGCGUACAUUUGUUCUUGAGUGAUCUUCAGACUUCUUAACAUUUUAAACUUCUCUAGGCUUGAGGAUAUGAACACCAACAACACUAGCGGUCACCAGGGACUGGACUCCAGGUGGUUUGUAGAAGGGAAACGUUUGAUUAAUUCCCCCGGAGUUCCCCUCUGUUUACACCACACAUAAAGGGCUGUUUGACUGAUACUUCCUCUUUAGAGAAGAAAUCUGAUCGCCUUAAUUAUGAGAGGGCUUUCAUGGGGUUCUCCAUGCAGAGCAGUAGAUCACCAUCAGCUGACCAGCUCAGAGCGGAGAUUUUCUUUUGUAAUGCUGGCCACGUGCACAUACAUCAUUCUCACCUUUGUGAAUAAGCAAUUUAUCUUCAAUAUGAUUGCGCGGUCAUACAUUUGAGGCACAAAGACAUUUCAGUUUCAUCACUUUAAAUACCAUCAUUUGUAAUUUGAUCUUAAGUCAAAACAUUAUCGAUUGCUUUAAACUUUAAUUGCUAUACCGAACAUCAGUUAGAUAACCAAUCCUUUCGGAUUACAUUUUUUGACCAAAUCUGAUAAUACAGUACGUUUGCCGCCUACAGAGGACUGUGUUGUCACCUGCACGUGUUUAUUCUUUAACAGGUCUAUAAGGUAACAAAUUAUUGUAAUGUGGGUGGCCAGCCUGCCUAUACCAUGGUUCCAGGUCUGAUUGAGCAUUGUGUAAACAAUGCACACCUCUCAUUGACUUGCUCCUGACGGCCCUGGGAAGGUUUUUGCAGGUCUGCAGACCCAUAUGUCUGUGUAGCUUCCAACAUUGUUGAAUGUACAAUUUAGUGGAACCUAGCACUGUGACCUAUAGAACAUUACAGUUUGCUAGAGAGGAAGAGGAGGUGCAUGGGAAAUCGGGUCUGCAGACUCGUCCAUUCAUUUCCGUGCACAAUGGGAGUACACAGAUGAGCGGUGUGCAUUGUCUAUUUAUACAUUUUUACAGCUCAGAAAUUGCCACUUGGGUCACAAAUCUUGACUAUGCUCCUAUACUGAUACUGGAGUGGUAUCCAUUCCUACGCAUAAUCCAAAAAAAAAACGGCUGCCAUUUUGUUUUUGCAUUGUUAAUAAAUCAGUAUUCAAACUUGUGUGUGGUCUUUUUUCCUCAUUGUAAAAUGUAGAACUUAAACGGUCACAAGGGGAUCACUAACAAGUAGAAAAGCACUGCACUAUAAAAUUCAUUUUCUGUGUGCGUUCUUUACAUCAAUACAUAUUCUCUGAGCUAAGCUAAUGUCUACUGAUGAGAAGUAUUAAAGAAAAAGCAAAAAAAAAUACAUUAAAUACAAUGAUUUUAGUAAAAUUGACUCGUGGACAUUUUAGUGUCAUAGUCCAGCCAGAGACAAAUCUGUCAUCUUUCCUUCCAGCAGUCAGGCAAAAAACUUUCCCUGGAAUGUAAUUAUACUAAAAUGUCAGCACAUAUGGCAUAGGGUCAUGAAUAACAUGCAGCUAUAUAUGAAUCCUACGUACUGGGAUUCCCAAAAGGAUUAGGCAGAAUGGGUCUCUGGCUGCUCUGUUUUUAUAUAAUAUAAAUAAAAUCUGCGUUAUGACCCUCUGCUGGUUAUAACUGGUAUUGUCAUCAAUAUUUUGUAUUCUAUGGAUUUUUCUUUUUGCGCUUACUAGACUCUUUUGGACAUAUAUGUAAAGUUUGGGGAGUGCCAGGCACCUUGAAUCCCCCCACACACAAAAACUGUUGAGAUGAUCUAUGUGUUUUAAGGUGCUUUUGCUCCAGGCUGGAUUAAGGUUUGUGGGCGCCCCAGGGCAACUAACUUGUUUGGACCCCUACCAAUAAAAUUGUCAAUAGA
Molecule: messenger RNA, 6241 nt
Organism: Pseudophryne corroboree (corroboree frog)
Lineage: Eukaryota; Metazoa; Chordata; Amphibia; Anura; Myobatrachidae
Gene: PPP1R18
Product: protein phosphatase 1 regulatory subunit 18
Exons: 4
Coding region: 526-2004 (492 amino acids)
Molecular function (GO): phosphatase binding
Source: RefSeq, a predicted model, not a curated record